AUGACUCGUACGUCCAUCGACCAUGGCACCUCAUGCUCCUCUCUGCUGCUGUCUUCUCUCAUACCCUCCACCAUGCAACCGAUAAUCAUCUUUGCUGCCUCAACAAAAGCAGUGGCACUGUCGAUCUCUUUCUCCUCUGUCUUCACGCCACCUUCCCCACCCGGGUCAUUUCCAGCCUCCAGCACAGCUCUAAUAUUUACCCUGGCUCCGGAGCACAGAUGUUGGUGCUGCAGGGUGGGAGCCAGAGACCCGCAGCCGCUGGCCCCUUACCGCGAUUGUAAACUCCACUCGCUACCACGUGAGGGCGACGUCACCGGGCUUUAUGCCUUCAGCGCUGUUAGCGGCUCAGAGGAUUCCUGCCACCGCCCCCAUCCCCUCCUAGAGGGCUGGGGGAAAAUCCUACGCGUUUCCCCUGUGAAAAGCGGAAUUCUCCUCUUCUCUCACUACCACCACCUGGUGAGGGAAGUAAAUAUCCGAUCUCAUAUUUGGGUAGUACCAGGAGGAGGAGGGAGAAGAUAUCAAGAUUCAGAAUGCUCAGGAGUUGAUUUCAAUAUGAAAAGGCAUGGCUUAGUUCAUUACCUUGCAAGUGCUGGGUUGCAAGAUACCAAACCAAGGAUUAGCAUCCAUGCGGACUGGCUUUCCUACCUGGGGUAUUUUAGAGGUACCAAAGAAGAAAAAUGGGAUUUCCCUCACCUUCCUGGAGCCAGGAGUUGGGUGGGAAGAAGGCAUUUUUAUGGAAGGUCUGGCUGUAAUUUCUGAUAAACUGAUUGAU
Tupaia belangeri chinensis (Chinese tree shrew) is the source of this 772-nucleotide messenger RNA. RefSeq lists its product as uncharacterized. Bases 1 to 759 code for a protein of 252 amino acids. Lineage: Eukaryota; Metazoa; Chordata; Mammalia; Scandentia; Tupaiidae. The record is from RefSeq and is a predicted model, not a curated record. The transcript has 4 exons.